GCGAGAUUCGAGACAGGUACCACGGUUAGCAGUGAUCCAGCCAAAUGCCUGCUCUGUCCGUCGACGACUUGGCCCUGGACCCUCGCCAGCUCGUGGAGCGACACGUGAACGAAUCUUUCUCGGACCACCGCACCACGCCCUUCGACGGCACGCGGCGGAUUUCGCAAUAUUCAGCGCGCAACCACGACAGCGUGGCAUCGCGAGUAUCUUCGGAUCUCGCUUCCUCGCGCCUUUCGAGCUUCGGCUUCAUUCCCGGGCACGAGGUCAUUGAAACUAGUGUGCGUUUCUUGGGGGUCACCCGCGUGGCAACGCACUGCGAGUUCAAGCUGCACGUAGACACGGUCAAGGAGCAAUUCGUGCUACGGAAGCGCUUCUCGCAGUUCCGCGAUCUGCGAUUGCAAUUGCUUCUAGACAGCAAGGCUACUACGAGCUCUACAAGUGAGAAAGGUCGCAGAGAUGAAUGCCGCAACGGAGCAUGUGUGCAGCUGGCACACCAGCUCUCCGCACUCAAGUUCCCGCGACGCAAGAUGAAGUUUAAAAUGCAUCGAGAUGACGAUAUCAAGAUCGCGAGAGAGCGACAGGCCCAGUUGCAGCAAUUCGUUGAGUUGAUUUUGGCGGUGUACCGAACAGCUUCCAAGCGCCAGGUACGCUGCUGCGUCAACUCGCAGUGCCGCGUACUCAAGGCGAUCCAAUCUUUCUUGGAUAUAAAAGACCUGGGCGACGACGUGUCCGACUGGAAAAUGGUUUGUAAUGGAACUACCAGCGGAGACGAAGUGCCGAUCCUGGAUACUCCUCCUUCCACAUCGUCGAACCCGUCGCCUUUGAGUAAGACAGCGUUUGAAGCUGCAACGUCCAACGAGUCGCCGAUUCGGAGAAAAACGUCGAUAAUGUAUCUCGAGGAGCUUUAUACUAUCACCGAGGACACUUGAGCAUGCCCACGUUUAAAUGACGGCGUCGAGACAGUUGGCAGUCUCCCCGCCUUGCACAAACAAGUACAAUAACCCGGACAACAACUCAUUUAGUCCCUCGUCAACUCGAGUCUCAUCGAAAAUUCAAGAAGAUGUUGCAAAAUCAAUAAUUAACCCCUU
Messenger RNA from Phytophthora infestans T30-4, 1088 nucleotides. RefSeq lists its product as uncharacterized. NCBI's taxonomy places the organism in Eukaryota, Oomycota, Peronosporomycetes, Peronosporales, Peronosporaceae. The record is from RefSeq and is a predicted model, not a curated record. Gene Ontology annotation, molecular function: phosphatidylinositol binding. The coding region runs from base 45 to 929 and encodes 294 amino acids. The transcript has a single exon.